GAAUCAGUUUUGGUUUGAAACUCUAAUAUCUUAUUACAGGAACACCUGCAUAUGACAAACUGUUGCACAUUCUAACCAACAAGAGGGUGGUCAAUGACAUAAGGAGGCUCUCACCACUUGUUCAGACCAGUUCUCUUGAGGGCUUCCAAUCUCUCUUAAACCACUGGCAUCCAAAAAUGUUGCAUUUUUCAUUCAUUGGUACAAAAUGCAGGGUUAUUCUUGCUUGCCUGCAUUUCAAUGAAAAUGUUCAGAGACAAAAGAAAACAACAAAAGAUGGCAGAAAAUACUUCAAUGUGACAUAUCCAAAGUUUAGCCUUUGCGGUGAGGUUGUACGUGAGGUAGCUGUUAAUCCAACAUACGUAUGCUACAAACAUCAAAUCACUAAUAGUCAGUUUACCAUUGGACACGCUUUCAAAGACAAUGGCAAAAUCUGGAAGACAAAGCAAAUGGCAGUGACACAUCUGUAUCCUGAAGCUGAAGAGCAGCUAUUGGCAAAUCAGGUGGUGGCUUCUGUUCAAACACCACAACAACCUCAACGUUGCUGUGGACUCUGUGGCAAGCCCCGGCGAGGACACCCACGCAGUGGAUGUAUGACAGAAGCAGAAGAUUAAAUAGCUAGUGUCUGAACAAGGAAUCUAAAAUGUAGUUCUCUUUUCCUAUCCUUUCAUUUCCAAAUGACCACAGCAUUAUAUCCAUUGAAAAAUUGUUAUGUUCACAGUUUUAUUUACUCUUAUUUGGAAUCAAUCUUUAUAUAUAUACAUAUAAGCUAUUUGAAUUUUGAGACAAGUCAAUCCUGUUCUGGUUCUCUUUGUCUGGCAGUCUGAAAACCAUGCAGUACUCCAGUUUUGAAUUUGUCCCUUAUAAGGUGAUAAACACAAGAAGGAAGAGGUCUUGCAUUAUCAUGGCCCAAAUAGCCAAACA
Molecule: messenger RNA, 921 nt
Organism: Rhopilema esculentum
Lineage: Eukaryota; Metazoa; Cnidaria; Scyphozoa; Rhizostomeae; Rhizostomatidae
Source: RefSeq, a predicted model, not a curated record